This is a messenger RNA of Priapulus caudatus, 2991 nucleotides long. Its product is annotated as neuronal acetylcholine receptor subunit alpha-7-like. Gene Ontology annotation, biological process: monoatomic ion transmembrane transport; chemical synaptic transmission; nervous system process. The transcript has 10 exons. Gene Ontology annotation, cellular component: synapse; postsynaptic membrane; neuron projection. The record is from RefSeq and is a predicted model, not a curated record. Gene Ontology annotation, molecular function: transmembrane signaling receptor activity; acetylcholine-gated monoatomic cation-selective channel activity. Lineage: Eukaryota; Metazoa; Priapulida; Priapulimorpha; Priapulimorphida; Priapulidae. Bases 69 to 1538 code for a protein of 489 amino acids.
GUGGUGCAGACAGCGGAAGCAGAAAGGAAAUCGUAUUCGUUAUUGUUGUGUGUCAGUGUAGCUAGCGAAUGGAUCCGUGGAUCAAUGUCAACCUGCUGCUUCACCUGCUAAUGCUGUUGCUACUUAGUAAGGACACGUGCCAGAGUCCGCACGCCCGCCGACUGCUGAGGACCCUGCUAGCGGAUUACGAACCGCUGGAGAGACCCGUGGCCAAUGAGUCGGACACGGUGGUCGUGAACUUCGGUCUAACCAUGCAGCAGGUCAUCGAUGUGGAUGAGCGGAACCAAAUUAUCACGACAAAUAUUUGGUUGAACAUGGAUUGGAACGAUGUCAAUCUGAUAUGGAAUCCGGCUGACUAUGGAGGCAUCGAUAACUUACGAUUAGCUCCCGACAUAAUCUGGAGGCCGGAUGUCCUAAUGUAUAAUAGUGCCGACACGAAAUUCGACGGAACGUAUCAUUCUAACAUAGUGCUGAGCUCAGACGGAAACUGCUCUUACAUACCUCCGGGAAUAUUCAAGAGCACAUGCAAGAUCAAUAUCGCCUGGUUUCCGUUCGACGAGCAAAGAUGCAUCAUGAAGUUCGGCUCGUGGACGUACGACGGCUACCGAGUCGACCUCCAACUAUUAAUGGAUCAGGGUGACACCGACUCCUUCAUAGAGAACGGCGAGUGGGAUCUCAUCGAGAUACCUGGUAAGAGAAGUGUCCUCAAGUACGCCUGCUGCCCGGAACCGUAUCCGGACGUGACGUUUACAGUGGUGAUACGCCGACGCGUGCUGUACUACCUGUUUAACCUGCUGAUACCGUGCUUUUUAAUCUCCGGAAUGACGUUACUCGUCUUCGUGCUUCCUCCAGAGUCCGGCGAGAAGCUAACGCUGUGUGUCACCUUAUUGCUUUCGCUGAUGGUAUUUCUGCUACUCGUCGCAGAGACUAUGCCGGCCACGUCCGACGCUGUACCUCUCAUAGGUAAAUAUUUCGCCUGCAUUAUGCUGAUGUGCGCGCUUUCGGUGAUGUUCUCUGUCAUCUCGCUCAAUAUGCAUCAUCGCACACCGGACACGUAUCAGAUGCCAAACUGGAUGAGAAUAGUCUUCUUACGAUGGCUGCCGAAAUUACUGCGCAUGCGCUCGCCGGCGGGCACGGAGAAGAAUCUACAGCGCAACGUCGUCAACUCGAAAUUGAAAGAGAUUGAGUUGAAGGAGCGCUGCUCCCGCAGCCUGCUCGCCAACGUGCUCGACUGCGACGACGACUUCCACGCUGGUAACAGCAUGUCAAUGUUCGCCAACAAGAACGGAUCCGCCUGCGACGACGGCCACGUGGCGCAGACGUCGCCGCACGGGGGCGCUCCGAGCGAGCUGUCGCUAAUCCUGAAGGAGCUGCGUACGAUCACGCGCUUCAUGCAGCGCGACGACGACGAGCGACAUAUGAACAACGAGUGGCACUUCCUCGCGAUGGUCGUCGAUAGACUGUGUCUGUACGUCUUCAGUAUUUACACGCUCGUCGCCAUCAUCACCGUCCUCGUCCGUGCGCCGAAUCUGCUUUAGUCUGGCGUCACGUUGCCAUGAAGAUCACCGCAAUUUACAUGCGCUCCCCUCAAGAUCGCUCCCCCCUCCCCCGACUUCUCCGGUGUCGAUGCUUGCGAUUGAUUCCGAUAGAUGGCGCCUAGUGCACGUGUCCGCGACUGCCUUCUUGGUUUAGAAACAGAAGAUGAGGAAGGCUAAACUGCAUGCAGCGCCCCUUUCCUACACUCAAGAUACCAUGAUAGAUAAUAAUGAUGAUGAUGAUGAUGAUAGAUUAAGCCCAUGAGCGAGAGCGCCAUCUGUCGUGGAGUUUGGAUAAAGGCGCCUGUAUAGCUGUGGAGCACUCGACGCUAUGGCUGGAUGCCUCGGGGGCAAGAGACGUAGACUGUCUGACUGAAGCGAACAGACGCAAAUCAAAGCAAUUAGUUAAAGAAUUUGUUUGCAUCGCCUCUGGCUUCAGUUCAUUAAAAAUUCGCGUCGCAUUUCAGCAGUUUGAAACUUGGUCGACCGACGGCGUGGAUUUACAGUGCGCCAAGGAUCUGAACUAUAGACUAGCCCAAGCAUCGGUGGGAACAGAUCUACGUCACGGUUAGGCUGCAUCCAAUAUAAAAACUUGCUCAAGAUAUUUGACAAACGUGCCAGGCUGUUGUUUUGAAUUAUUUCUACAAAUCAUUAUAUUUGUAAUAAUAUAAUGAUGUAUAAACUUAAAUCUAUAUAUGUACCAUACUGAUUAGGUAAGAUCAAAUAUUUAAUUAACAGUAUCAUGUCAAGAAUGUACUGUGUUACUCUUGGACAUUAAUAUUAUGGCUUUCAUAGUCUGUUUACCAAUAAGUACUACAGUCGAGUUAGAAAUCGGCUCAUGUAUGUAAUACACGUAGCGUAUAUAACUCAUCAGCUAAACAUUCUUCUCUUUUCCAGUAGUUCAAGAUCAAGUUAAUUAACCUGAUUUUAAAUUCCAAUUAGAUUUUAGUAAUGAGAACAAGCAUUUCCACUGUUUUUACGAUGGCGCAAGUCACCCUUAAGGACAUACCGCAUAUUGAUAUAGACGCACUUAAGGGAACUGUUGAUCGAAAUUCCAGAUAACCCCGGAAAUCGAUAAAAACGUAAAUCUUCGUCAGAUUUUGCAGUGAAAAGGAAUAUUAACAUUGGGCUCUGUGAGUAAUCGGAAAACGUGACUUAUAACAGCGGUCUACCUUCAGCGUGAAUAAAAAACCGUACCGAGCGCCGGCACAUACGUUUCAUUAAGGCCGAAACUUAAAUAUGGUAUCAUUAAAAUUCCACACGAUCUGAUCAUUUUACGCUGCAUUUGAUCAUGUUGUCACGGCAUUAGACAAAGUGCAAUGCUUGUCAUAGCACUAGCAAUGGUUUCGUAGAUAUCUAAGAGGUUUGAUUAGCCAAUUUUGCAUUCGUGUGACAUGUUGCCUUGAAAAUAAUCUUGGACUUACAUAUAUAAUUAUAUAAAAGUAUAUAUUAUUUA